AGAACCCCUUAUAAAAAGCUGAGGUUUUGCUACCAUAACAAUCAUCAGGUUCUUGCAAGAGGAAAGAGAGAACCAGAUCAUCUCAUCUCUCAUUGACAUGAUGCUGGCAUCCAUGGCUCUGAGAGGCAUGUCCUGGAUGCUGCUGUCCUGCCUGAUGCUCUUAUCUCAGGUGCAAGGUGAAGAUGCCCAGGAUAAAAUCCUUUCUCCACGCAUCAGUUGUCCGAAAGGCUCCAAAGCCUAUGGGUCUUACUGCUAUGCCCUGUUUAAGACACCAAAGCCUUGGAUUGAUGCAGAUCUGGCCUGCCAGAAGCGGCCCUCAGGACACCUUGCAUCUGUGCUCAGUGGAGCUGAGGGGUCCUUUGUGUCUUCCCUGAUCAGGAGCAAUGCGAUCAACUACCAGUACGUCUGGAUUGGGCUCCAUGACCCAACUCUGGGCCUAGAACCCAAUGGAGGUGGAUGGGAGUGGAGUAGCACAGAUGUGCUGGAUUACUUCAACUGGGAGAGGAAUCCUUCCUCCGCCUCCGACCGUGGUUACUGUGGGAGUGUGUCACGAAGCUCAGGAUUUCUGAAGUGGAGAGAUUAUAGCUGUGACGUGCAGUUGCCUUAUGUCUGCAAGUUCAAGGACUAAAGUAAACAGCAGCCUCCACUGUAUGCAGCACAUCAAAAGUUCAAGAUUGAAGAUUUACCUAGGAAGGGAACAUUCUCCUCAUACCCCAAAGCCUGAGCCUUCUUGCUCAUCUUGCCUUUUCUGCUUUGCUCUCUGCCCAGGCACUUUUGUGAGUGUUAUGACCUGAGGCUUCAGAGAAGAAUAAUAAAAUUUUAGUUUAUACUGC
This is a messenger RNA of Chinchilla lanigera (long-tailed chinchilla), 833 nucleotides long. RefSeq names its product regenerating islet-derived protein 3-gamma-like. Gene Ontology annotation, molecular function: oligosaccharide binding; signaling receptor activity; peptidoglycan binding. Lineage: Eukaryota; Metazoa; Chordata; Mammalia; Rodentia; Chinchillidae. Bases 98 to 628 code for a protein of 176 amino acids. Gene Ontology annotation, biological process: antimicrobial humoral immune response mediated by antimicrobial peptide; positive regulation of cell population proliferation; venom-mediated disruption of cell wall in another organism. The transcript is spliced from 6 exons. The record is from RefSeq and is a predicted model, not a curated record.